ACAUGUCCCGGGAUCCAGAAGAAGUGAACAAAUUGACCGAAAACACCUAUAAAAAUGUGAUGGAGCAAUUCAACCCGGGGCUGCGGAAUUUAAUAAACCUGGGGAAGAACUAUGAAAAAACCGUGAACGCCAUGAUUCUUGCUGGGAGAGCUUACUACGACGGCGUUGCAAAAAUAGGAGACAUAGCGGUCGCGUCGCCCGUGUCUAAAGAAUUGGGUCACGUCCUCAUCGAAAUCUCCAUCGCCCAGAAGAAACUCAACGACAGCCUGGACGAAAGCUUCAAGAAAUUCCACAAGGAGAUUAUAUCUGAGCUGGAGAAGAAAACGGAACUGGAUGUCAAAUACAUGAACGCUACUUUGAAGAGAUACCAAAACGAACACCGGAGCAAGCUGGAUUCUUUGGAAAAAUCGGAGGCAGAGCUGAAGAAGAUCCGAAGGAAAAGUCAAGGGGGGAGAAACGCCACAAAAUACGAGCAUAAAGAAACAGAGUAUUUGGAAACGGUGAGUUCCCGCCAGAGCGAUAUUCAACGAUUUAUUGCCGAAGGUUGCAGGGAAGCUCUCCUUGAAGAGAAGAAAAGAUUUUGUUUCCUGGUGGACAAGCACUGCAGUUUUGCACAGCACAUGAAGUAUUACCACGUGGAGUGUACGGAUUUACUGAACUCCAAGUUGCCCGGGUGGUUGGAGACCUGCAGCGAUGCCACCAAAGUGCCGGAGAAGGUUAUGACCAUAUUAGAAGAGAUAAAGACGCCAGUCUCCACUCCAAUCUCGGGAACUCCCAUGCCUUCACCGAUGAUCGAGAGAAACAACAUGGUGGGAAAGGAUUACGACUCGCUACGUAGGAAUUCUGCCCAAGUGCCCCCCGCUCCUACCGUCAGAGCCUAUACGAGUCCCUUAGUUGAUAUGUUUAACAACCCAGCAGCGGUUCCAAAGGCAACAUCGGAGAGCUUAAAUAAUUCAACAAAUCACGCGGACGAUUCCAGCUUAUCACGCUCCACGUCUGUUGCCACAGGACUCAACAUAAUGAAGAGGCAGAAAGUUAAAACCAUCUUCCCCCACACCGCCGGGAGCAACAAAACCCUGCUGAGCUUUGCGCAGGGCGAUACCAUCACGCUGCUGGUGUCGGAGGAAAGGGACGGCUGGCUGUAUGGGGAGCACGACGUUACUAAAGUAAAAGGUUGGUUCCCUUCAUCUUAUACAAAGCCCUUCGAAGAACCGGUCGAAGAGACAGCUCGUGCUCCUGUACCAAGUACUGCGCCUGUCCGAAGCAUCAGCUCAGUUAACCUGACGGACAGAGGUGGGGUUGUCCUUCCCCCACCAGAUUACGGGGUACCGUGGCAAACAGGAGCAAAUUCUGAGUCAAGACUGGAGGCUUCUAAGACGACAGCUGCACUUAAAGCGCCAGUGACCAAACCAGAGAGCUCAGCUCCCCCUGACGUGAACGGGAUUAGGAAGCCACCUUUCCUUAGCGGAGAAAAUCCAUUUGCGAUCGUGAAACUUCGACCCACGGUAACCAACGACCGAUCGGCACCGAUACUUCGAUGA
Messenger RNA from Euleptes europaea (tarantolino), 1541 nucleotides. RefSeq names its product BAR/IMD domain containing adaptor protein 2 like 1 (gene BAIAP2L1). Bases 3 to 1541 code for a protein of 512 amino acids. The transcript has 14 exons. The record is from RefSeq and is a predicted model, not a curated record. Gene Ontology annotation, molecular function: protein binding. NCBI's taxonomy places the organism in Eukaryota, Metazoa, Chordata, Lepidosauria, Squamata, Sphaerodactylidae. Gene Ontology annotation, biological process: actin filament bundle assembly; positive regulation of actin filament polymerization; plasma membrane organization. Gene Ontology annotation, cellular component: nucleoplasm; cytosol.